AUGUCUUCAGUCGGAACUGACCUAAUCCCUCAGGGAACGGCGUAUGGCCUGCUUAUUGGCCUCGGCGUCCUCUUCUGCGGGGUGAUUCUUAUUGCCAUCAAAGUGCAGAAGGCCUAUCUAUCCGAGGAUUCAGCAACUUCGGAGAUGUUUAUGGUCGCGAACAGAUCUGUUGGAACAGGACUGACAGCCUCAGCGGUAUUUUCGUCGUGGAUGUGGAUCAAUGAGACAGUUUUAUGCGCCGCCAUGUGCUAUAGAGAUGGAUUGGCUGUGCCUUUGUGGUGGGGAUCAGGUCUCUGCUUCCAGAUUGCGCUCAUGGCUGCUCUCGGAGUCAUGGCCAAGAUUCGAGUGCCGUAUGCUCAUACUUCAUUGGAGAUCAUAAAAAUGAGAUAUGGCACAAUUGGACAUUUGGUCUUCAUCUUCUUGAACUUGGUCAACAACGUCUUUGGCUGUGCUUCUAUGAUUUUAACAGGAUCUCAACUGGUAUCUGGAGUUUCUGGCAUGCACUUUGUUGCAGCCACCAUUCUGAUUCCCUUGGGAGUGGUCUUGUAUACUGCUGUUGGAGGUCUCAAAGCCACCUUUCUGACAGACUUCCUGCACACGGCUGUCGCCCUUAUUCUCAUUAUAUAUUCUACCUUGUCUGUUUUGACGAAUGAACAUAUUGGCGGACUGGGCGGUCUCUAUGAUAAGGUGAUGGCCACAGCAAGCGAAAACUAUAUCCCGGACAACUACGAGGGGUCAUUACUCACCAUGAAGUCAAAGGGAGCAAUCAUCUGGGGGUUGGUUCUGAAAUUUGGGAACCUGGCCCUGGUCGUCAUGGAUACUGCCUUCUGGCAAAAGUCCUUUGCCAGCGAGGUCAACUCAACUGUACCAGCAUAUAACCUCGCCGCGAUCGCCGUCUUUGGUAUCCCAUGGGGUCUAGGGACAGUUCUUGGACUAUCCGCCAGAGCACUUCAUCUCACACCCAUAUUCCCGACAUAUCCCGCCGACAUCACUGAGACAGAGGUCUCAACAGGUCUGGUGAUGCCAUUUCUUGUUAAAGCUCUCAUCGGUGACUCUGGCAUUGUCGCGUUUUUCGUGCUUCUUUUCAUGGCUUUGACUAGCACUGUAUCGUCUUCCAUGAUUGCGGUCAGCAGUAUCCUCUCGUUCGACAUCUACAAGACAUAUUUCAAUCCCAAAGCAACAGACAGGAAGCUGCUCAGAGCAAGCCACGUCACCGUGGUCAUUCAUGCAGUCUUCAUUACCGGCAUCUCAAUUGCACUGAAUUAUGGCGGCGCCAACAUGACCUGGCUUGGUUACUUCAGACCCGUCCUUUCCUGUCCUGGAAUCAUUCCUCUCGGCCUGACUCUUUUCUGGAGCGGCCAGACAAAACUGGCCGCAAUUCUCGCGCCUGUCUUGGGGUUUUUCACAGGACUCGCAAUCUGGCUGGGUACCGCGCAUGCUCUGUACGGCGAAGUGAACAUGAUAACAACAGGGAACCCCCUACCUGCACUCUACGGAGCUAUUGGGUCUUUUUUCUCCCCUGCUAUCUACUCAGUUGUGAUUUCUCUCUACAAACCCUACAAAUUCGACUGGCGGAUCUUCCUCCGCAUCGAACUCGCUGCGGAAGCCCAACUCCACAGCGCCGACAAAUCAAAAGCCACAGUCAUUGAGUCAGAAGUGAAAGAAAAAUCCGGUACCAAUACCCCCAAGCGCGACACCUCGGACGCAGCCGCAGCCACAACCGCAACUGCGGAUCCCGAACACGCAGCCGCCCUUGAGAAGCCCAAUCCCGCAUCAAGAGCAAAUUCAACUCCCGUCUCCGAAUCAAGCCUAGACGACAUUCGCCACCCCUUCGAUGAAAAGACAUUAAGAGAACUGUACCGCUGGAUGAAGAUAGCCUGGGUCAUCUUUGUAGUCAUCGUCCUGGUAACCUUCAUCCUCUGGCCGAUGCCGCUGUACCGGAAUUACAUCUUCAGCAAGUCGUUCUUCUCAGGUUGGGUAUCCGUGGCUAUUGUCUGGCAAUUUUUUGCGUUCUCUGCUGUUGUCAUCUAUCCGCUAUACGAUGGACGGUAUGAGAUCGACAAGGGCGCUCGAGAAUGA
This is a messenger RNA of Aspergillus nidulans FGSC A4, 2079 nucleotides long. Its product is annotated as sodium:solute symporter family protein. The coding region runs from base 1 to 2079 and encodes 692 amino acids. Gene Ontology annotation, cellular component: membrane. Gene Ontology annotation, molecular function: urea transmembrane transporter activity; transmembrane transporter activity. The record is from RefSeq and is a predicted model, not a curated record. Gene Ontology annotation, biological process: urea transmembrane transport; transmembrane transport. The transcript has 4 exons. NCBI's taxonomy places the organism in Eukaryota, Fungi, Ascomycota, Eurotiomycetes, Eurotiales, Aspergillaceae.